GUGGCUGGGUUUCUGACAUGGUAUCAGAGCCAAAGGUCUUGGGUUCAACUCCCGGUGCCAGCGCUGCAGAGGCGCUCGUGUCUUCCACCUAUCCCAGCGGGGGGGGGGGUGUUGAUUCAGAUGGCUGCUCAUUCAAUCAAACGCAUAUGCACGUCAAUAUAAAUCCCGAAACUCUAAAUUCUAGAUGUUGGUGACACUUGUUCCCGUGGCUCUUCUUCCUUCCGAGGCAGCAGUGAAUUGACCAGGAGGCGUCCGCUCCGCUCUCGCCGUUAUAUUUCCGAGCGUCGCAAAUUGGUCCAUUUUAGGGUUGCGUCCAUCCGUCGCUUCCAAGUCCCGCCCGACCCCGCGCCCUCCCUUCUCGUUCUCUGGUUUCAACUUCUCGCGCUCUCCCCGCCGCCCAGCCAGCCCCCGCCAUGAGCGACGGCCCGCACGCGGAGAGCGGGCGCGGGAGCUUCGCGGACGUGGAGUGGCGCAGCGAGUGCCACCGCAGCGCGCCGAUGGCGCACCACGACGACCACGAUGACGGCGAGGACGACGAGGCCCGCGAGCUGCAGGCGGAAUUGGCGGAGGCGGAGGAGCGGCGGCUGGUGGAGCGGAAGCUGUCGCUGGUGGUGGGCAUCUGCUUCGUCUUCAUGCUCGUCGAGGUCGUCGGCGGCCUAUUGGCGAACAGCCUCGCUAUAAUGACGGACGCGGCGCACCUCUUAACGGACGUGGCGGGGCUGGUGAUCUCGUUGCUGGCGGUGCGCAUGGCGGGGUGGCGGCCCGACCCGCGCUUCACGUACGGCUACGUGCGCGCCGAGGUGCUGGGCGCGCUGGCGUCCGUGGCGCUCAUCUGGGUCGUCACCGCGCUCAUCCUCUACGAAGCUAUCUCCAGGCUGUUCUACUCGCACCCGCCAGUGGACGGGCCGCUGAUGUUCGCCAUAGCGGCGUUCGGCACGCUGGCGAACGUCGUCAUGGCCGUGUGCCUGCACUCCCCCGCUGUGAUCGGCAGCAGCGAUGGGGGAUCCGCUUGCGCGUCCUCCAUCCCCCACUUCCACAUGCACAUGGGCUCGACGUGCUCCGAUGGCCAUGGGCACUCGCACGGCCACUCGGACUCACACUCGGACACUCACUGGCACACUCACAAUCACGCAUACUCUCACGACCGCACACAGUCGAAGCAGCAUGCGUCAGAGCACGCAUGCUCCGAUGCACAUGGGCACUCGCCCACCCAUGCAAGUGAGCUUCCAAAAUGCGCCCAUGGCCAUUCCAAGAGUCACACGCACGCGCACGCGCAUGCCUCUGAUCACUGCCAAUCCCAUGCCAUGCUCCACGCACACAACCAUGAGCACGCACACGACCAGGAGCACUCACACGACCAUGACCACACACACCACUCCCAACAGCACCACCUACAACAACAGCCUGGGUGUCACACGGACCAUGUGGCUGUGGAACUCCCACUGCUUGCAUCUGCCCUUCCCGCUCUUCCCGCUCUUCCUGCUCUUCCUGCUGCUCACGCUCAUGCUUCUGUUGCUGCCACGGACGACGCACUGGCCCUACCUCCCAGCAUCUCCACGGCACUGUCCACGAUCCCCUCCCCCUCCUGCUCCCCCUCCUCCCUUGCUGUGUGUGACGAGUCCUCCCUGCCCCUCAUUCUCAACCAGGACUGUGCUCACUCGCAUGCUCACACGCACGCCCACUCCCUCGCACCGCACUGCACCCAGAAGGAUACCGGCCGACAAGGCGAGCAGCGAAAGCCACAGUACAGCUGCAGCCACGGCAAGAAGCCGCCCCCCGCCCACUCCAAACCCACUCUCCUGCAGCCAGCGGCCGGCGCAGUGGAGGCAGCAGCAACAGCGGCUGUAGCAGCAGUAGCCGGCGUGGCUACAGCCGUGGCAUCCAUAGUGUGGCGCAGCCAGGCAGCAGCGUUACCAGCAGCGGCAGGGGGAGUAGUACCAUCAGCGCAUGGGCGGGAGCCGGAUGUGAGCAUGCGUGUGGACCUGAACGUGAAUGUGAACAUGAGGGGGGCGCUGCUGCACGUGCUGGGGGAUCUGCUGCAGUCCAUCGGGGUGCUCAUUGCCGGGGCCGUCAUCUGGGCCUACCCCUCCAUGCAGUGGGUGGAUCUGAUGUGCACGUUCCUCUUUUCCUUCCUCGUGCUGGCCACCACCACGGGCAUCACGGGCGACAUUGUCUCCGUGCUGCUGCAGACUGCUCCCCGCAGCGUCAACACCGAUGAGCUACGCCACAGCCUCUCCCACCUGCCCGGAGCAGCAUCAGUGCACAGCCUGCACGUGUGGCAGCUGUCUCUCAACAAGCCAGUGCUCUCCUGCCGCAUCCUCGCCCUCCCUCACGCCGCGCCCGAGGACCUCGCCGCAGCAGCCCGGCGCCUGUGCAAGAAGCAGUGGGGGAUACGGCACGCGACCAUCGAGGUGCAGCGGCAGGGGCUGGGCAUACCUAUGCCCUCGCUGUCGUCCUCGUCGCUCUCCUCCCUGGCAUCCUCCUCGCACUCAGGCCACGACCUCUCACCCUGCGCACCGCUUUCUCCUUGAUGCAACAAAACUCAUUCAGUAAUAACCAGCCCAGCGCCCCCUUCGAUUUCACGUACACAUUCAUGCCGCCAUUCUGUCGGUUGGUGCCACAAGGUUUGCCUCAUGCUCAGAGGCAUGGCGUCUCCUUUUUAUCGUGGCAUCCGCGUUGUAGUACACCACAUGAAUUUCUGAAUAAGUAGGAAUAUGCUCAGCUACCGUGUGUUGUUCAUGAUUUUAUUAAGAGCAUCCAGUUCAUUGGCAG
This is a messenger RNA of Closterium sp. NIES-67, 2772 nucleotides long. The record is from the annotation of a GenBank genome assembly. NCBI's taxonomy places the organism in Eukaryota, Viridiplantae, Streptophyta, Zygnematophyceae, Desmidiales, Closteriaceae.